AACUUCUUGGAAAGGAGAAUUCGGCACUCUUCUGCUACCUGUUAGUGAAUAGGGGCAAUUUGGUGUUGAUGCUGUGCCAGAAACCGUCCAACAAUGAGUUACUGGAACUUGGAGAAAAGGAACUGUGUGCAGUACCGCAGGCAUUUUCUGGUAGAUAACAGUGUGUUUCAUGUUGAAAGAUGCAUGAGUGUAAUGCAGUCUGGGACGCAGAUGAUCAAACUGAAGCGUGGAACCAAAGGACUCGUUCGGCUGUUUUACCUGGAUGAGCACCGGACCCGCCUCCGAUGGCGGCCCUCCAGGAAGAGUGAGAAGGCAAAAAUUCUCAUCGACUCCAUUUACAAAGUCACCGAAGGCCGGCAGUCUGAGAUAUUCCACAGACAGGCGGAGGGGAACUUUGACCCCAGCUGCUGCUUCACCAUCUACCAUGGCAACCACAUGGAGUCCCUGGACCUCAUCACCUCCAACCCCGAGGAGGCCCGCACCUGGAUCACCGGCCUGAAGUACCUGAUGGCUGGCAUCAGUGACGAAGAUUCCCUGGCCAAGAGGCAGAGGACUCACAACCAAUGGGUGAAGCAGACUUUUGAGGAAGCUGAUAAAAAUGGUGAUGGCUUACUGAAUAUUGAAGAGAUACACCAACUAAUGCAUAAACUAAACGUCAAUCUGCCCAGAAGAAAAGUUAGACAAAUGUUUCAGGAAGCUGACACAGAUGAGAAUCAAGGAACUCUGACAUUUGAAGAAUUUUGUGUUUUUUACAAAAUGAUGUCUUUGAGAAGGGACCUUUAUUUGUUGCUCUUAAGCUACAGUGACAAGAAAGAUCAUCUAACUGUGGAAGAACUAGCUCAGUUUUUGAAGGUGGAGCAAAAGAUGAAUAACGUGACGACAGACUAUUGUCUUGACAUCAUAAAGAAGUUUGAAGUUUCAGAAGAAAAUAAGGUGAAAAAUGUUCUUGGCAUAGAAGGCUUCACGAACUUCAUGCGUAGUCCUGCUUGUGACGUGUUUAACCCGCUGCACCAUGAGGUGUACCAGGACAUGGAUCAGCCCCUCUGCAACUACUACAUUGCUUCUUCUCACAACACAUACCUGACAGGGGACCAGCUCCUGUCUCAGUCCAAAGUGGAUAUGUACGCGCGGGUGCUGCAAGAAGGCUGUCGUUGUGUGGAAGUUGACUGUUGGGAUGGCCCAGAUGGAGAGCCAGUUGUACACCAUGGUUAUACUCUCACUUCAAAAAUUCUCUUCAGAGAUGUUGUGGACACCAUCAACAAGCAUGCUUUUGUGAAGAAUGAGUUCCCGGUUAUAUUGUCUAUUGAGAAUCACUGCAGUAUUCAGCAGCAAAGGAAGAUUGCUCAGUACCUGAAAGGAAUAUUCCGAGACAAACUGGACCUGUCAUCUGUAGACACAGGAGAGUGCAAGCAACUCCCAAGCCCUCAGAGUUUGAAAGGCAAAAUCUUGGUGAAGGGCAAGAAGUUGCCGUAUCACCUUGGUGAUGAUGCAGAGGAAGGGGAAGUCUCUGAUGAGGACAGUGCAGAUGAAAUCGAAGACGAGUGCAAGUUCAAACUACAUUAUAAUAACGGGACCACUGAACAUCAGGUGGAAUCUUUCAUAAGGAAAAAACUGGAGUCACUGUUAAAAGAAUCUCAAAUUCGAGACAAAGAAGAUCCUGAUAGUUUCACAGUGAGGGCUCUACUGAAGGCCACGCAUGAAGGUUUAAAUGCACACCUGAAGCAGAAUCCAGAAGUGAAGGAAAGUGGAAAGAAAUCGCAUGGACGAUCCCUGAUGACCAACUUUGGAAAACAUAAGAAAACCACAAAAUCGCGGUCUAAAUCUUACAGUACUGAUGAUGAGGAGGACCCACAGCAAUAUCCUAGCAAGGAGGGUGGUCAGCUGUACAGGUUGGGUCGCAGAAGGAAAACCAUGAAACUCUGCCGAGAACUCUCUGAUUUGGUUGUGUACACAAACUCUGUGGCAGCCCAGGACAUUGUAGAUGAUGGAACCACAGGGAACGUGUUAUCAUUCAGUGAAACGAGAGCACAUCAGGUGGUUCAGCAGAAAUCAGAGCAGUUCAUGAUUUAUAACCAAAAGCAACUCACGAGGAUUUAUCCAUCUGCCUACCGCAUUGAUUCCAGUAACUUCAACCCUCUGCCCUACUGGAAUGCAGGUUGCCAGCUAGUGGCACUGAACUACCAGUCUGAAGGGCGAAUGAUGCAGUUAAAUCGAGCCAAGUUCAAGACAAAUGGCAACUGUGGCUAUGUCCUUAAACCCCAGCAAAUGUGUAAAGGUACUUUCAACCCUUUCUCUGGUGACCCGCUUCCUGCUAACCCCAAAAAGCAGCUCAUCCUGAAAGUGAUCAGUGGACAGCAACUCCCCAAACCUCCAGACUCCAUGUUUGGAGACAGAGGCGAGAUUAUCGAUCCUUUUGUUGAAGUUGAAAUCAUUGGAUUACCAGUAGAUUGUUGUAAAGAUCAGACCCGUGUGGUGGAUGACAAUGGCUUUAACCCUGUGUGGGAAGAAACAUUGACAUUCACAGUACACAUGCCAGAAAUAGCUUUGGUUCGAUUCCUGGUGUGGGAUCACGAUCCCAUUGGACGAGACUUUGUUGGACAAAGAACUGUGACCUUCAGCAGCUUGGUGCCUGGCUACCGCCAUGUCUAUUUGGAAGGACUGGCAGAAGCAUCCAUAUUUGUCCACAUAACAAUCAAUGAAAUCUAUGGAAAGUGGAGCCCUUUAAUCCUCAACCCCAGUUAUACUAUAUUGCACUUUCUAGGAGCUACAAAGAGCAGACAGCUCCAAGGGCUGAAGGGACUGUUCAAUAAGAACCCCAGACACAGUUCUUCAGAAAACAAUUCCCAUUAUAUUCGGAAGCGAUCAAUUGGAGACAGAAUUCUGCGCCGCACAGCCAGUGCUCCAGCCAAAGGCAGGAAGAAGAGCAAAAUGGGCUCCCAAGAAAUGGUAGAGAUAAAGGAUUCGGUGUCUGAGGCUGCCAGAGACCAAGAUGGUGUCCUGAGGAGAACCACGCGGAGUCUGCAAGUGCGCCCUGUCUCCAUGCCUGUGGACAGAACUCUUCUGGGGGCUUUGUCACUGCCUGUGUCUGAAACGGCCAAAGACACAGAGGGAAAAGACAACGCACUGGCAGAAGAUAAAGAUGACAGAAGAAAAGGGAAGGCAAGUGUAAAAGACCCACAUUUUCCAAAUUUCAACAAAAAGUUCUCCUCCUCCUCCAGUGCUCUCCACCAUAAAGACACCAGCCACAGGGAUGCUAUGAUUUCUCCUGCCAACAUGUCACUCACAAGAGAACCAUUGGGAGGACCAGGUCCUAUGGGUGGAAGAAGCAAACCAAGUGUGACAAGUGAUGGCCAGGAAAACCACCAUCCCGAUGAACCCCUCUCGCCACAGCGGCAUUUGUCUGUUGGUCCUGCAGUUGACCUAACGCAAGAUCUGCAUGUGGUGAAAACCAAGGGCCAGGGGAGUGCUGAGGGCCUCGCGGAAGGGAAGAGCACACUGUCAGGAAGCAUCCUUUCUCAGAGCAAUCUGGAGAUCAAGGGCAUGGAAGGUAAUUGGGAAAAGGGCAGAGCUGCACCAUCCUUUUCUUUGUCAGAUGUCUCCAUACUCUGUUCUGACAUCCCUGACUUACAUUCCACUGCGAUUCUGCAGGAGAGCGACAUUUCCCAUCUUAUUGACAAUGUCACUUUAACAGCCGAGAACGAGCCAGGCAGUUCUGUCUCAGCACUGAUUGGCCAGUUUGACGAGACCAACAGUCAGGCUAACCUCACCGUUGUUUCUCAUCUUCACGAUACCAGUGUCACGUCCAGCCAUCUGCCCGUGCCUGCCCUGGGCCUAAAAAUGCCCUUGAAGCAUGAUGUUUCCAAGGAAAAACCCAAGCCGGCCUUCCUGUGUUCAUCUCCUGAGCUGAUCGUACUCUCAGAUCCUGGGACCACUAAACAUGCAGCGUACACGGUUGUUUGUGAAACUACCUGUACUCCCGUCUCAAAAGCCAAACUAGAUGACAACCUUUCUGGUAAGGCCAAGACAAGGGCCACCGAAGAUAACUUGCCUGGAUCACCUACUACUUCUCAUGGCUGGUUACCAAAAAGUCCCCCCAGCGGAGGAAACUGGCAAAGGGCCAAGGGCUGCAGCCCUGCCAGGUCCACUGACCUGACGCUGGAGGGUGUCAUAGCAGAUCCCACACUCUGUUUAAAUUCUGGAGAGAGCAGCCUGGUGGAAAUUGACAGCGAAUCAGAAAAUCUGUCUCUGACAACGUAUGAACAUAGGAGAGAGGACACAAGUCAACUUACUUCUCCUUUAAAAUUGAAGUACAGUCAGGAUGUGGUGGAACACUUUCAACGAGGUUUGAAAAAUGGCUACUGUAAAGAGACCCUCCACCCUUCGGACCCUGAAAUAUUCAACAAUGUUCAAGAUGUUAAAAAUCAAAAUAUUUCUUGUCUAGCCUAUCAGGGUGCUGGUUUUGUGCAUAAGCAUUUCUCAAAUUCAGAUGCAAAAAUGAACCAGAUCCAUGGGCCCCAGCAGCCUAGUGCUCAAGAUAUGCAUGUCCCUGUACCCGAGCACUCAACACGUCCUCCGCUGCCUGCUUUGAAGCUGCCCAGUCCUUGCAAAUCCAAAAGUCUGGGGGAUUUAACCUCAGAGGACAUUGCCUGUAAUUUUGAGAGCAAGUACCAGUGUAUUAGUAAGAGUUUUGUUACAACCGGCAUCAGAGACAAGAAGGGCCUGACUGUGACAACAAAGUCACUGGAGCCUUUAGAUGCUCUGACCGAGCAGCUUCGGAAGCUGGUGUCUUUUGAUCAGGAAGACGGCUGCCAAGUGCUGUAUUCAAAGCAGGACGCUCAUCAGUUCCCCAGGGCACUGGUCAGAAAGUUGUCAUCAAGAAGUCAGAGCAGGGUACGCAAUAUUGCCAGCCGUGCCAAGGAGAAACAGGAAGCCAGCAAGCAAAAAGUUGUGAACCCCAGCAAUGGGGCACGGGUGGUUCUUAGAAACAAACCCUCAGCACCAGCCCCGGCCGGGAACCGCCACUCCACUGGCUCCUACAUAGCAGGCUACCUGAGGCCGGAGAAAGGGGGCGGCCUCGAAGGCCGGGGCAUGCCAGAGGGGGCGUGCACAGCCCUUCGCUAUGGCUAUGCGGACCAGUUUUGUUCUGAUCAUUCUGUUUUGCAGACUGAGCCAAGUGGUGAUGAUAAGCCAGAAAUUUAUUUUCUUUUGAGACUGUGAAUUAUACAGAGCUGCAUUCUCAAUGUUUACAAAGUAUUCUGUACAAUGUCAGAGGUUUCAGUUUUCAGUAAAUAUGGUCAUUGGCUUUGAAAUGAUUUUCAGAUGUAUUUUUAAACCUGUAUUUUGGUGUCCCUUUGACUUCAUGUGUUCUCCCUGUUGAUACGUUUAUGUGUAGAUUUGGUGAUCUUUCUCCCCUGGGGUGUCGUAAACUGUACUGGAAUGAAAUAUGUGCAUGCCCUAGAUGUGAAACUUCUCAGCAGCUUGGGUUUCAACGUUCCUACAUUUCCCCAAGAUGCUCUACUGUGUCCUCAGAUCACAGCCACCAACGUCCUCGUAUUUACUCUUAGGACGACAAAGGGAUGAAUUCUUGAGUUUAAGCUGCUGUCAUUUUUCCUUCUGCAUUUUUAUAACACAGUUCAAAGUGGUUUAAAGUCAUUAUCUUGCCUUUUAAGAUUUCUUCACCCUACCCAGACUGAGAAUUUCAAAGGAGAUUGGUAGCUGCUCCCCACACCCUACCUCCUCUUUUUUAGAAUAGGCUGUGAGGGUAUGAGGAAGAAAACAAAUUUCUGUAUAUAAAGACAAAAUUGUUUGUUUUGCAUAAAUUUUGUUACAUAUUUUUGCUAAUAGCUUUAUAUGUAACAAGAAUCCAGUUGCCAAGCUAUUUGUUGUACUUUUGGAUUUUCUGAUAAAUUACAGGAUGCGCAAAUAAUGGCUGUCAGAAUGAGAGACUUCCAUUAGACCCUAACAAUAAUAGUGUCACAAAUUGAAAACUUUCCCAACUCUUUCAAGAAAACAAUAUUUUCUCAUAAUAAAAUCCAAGUAGAUAGAUAAGUAGAAGAAAUCUUUUUUUCCCUUCAGGGAACCACAUAACUAACUAUAUUUUAGUAUUGACAUGCUUUAUUUUCAC
Messenger RNA from Lepus europaeus (European hare), 6124 nucleotides. It is a transcript of the gene PLCH1, whose product is annotated as phospholipase C eta 1. The coding region runs from base 94 to 5217 and encodes 1707 amino acids. Gene Ontology annotation, biological process: lipid metabolic process; phosphatidylinositol-mediated signaling. Gene Ontology annotation, molecular function: calcium ion binding; phosphatidylinositol-4,5-bisphosphate phospholipase C activity. The transcript is spliced from 24 exons. NCBI's taxonomy places the organism in Eukaryota, Metazoa, Chordata, Mammalia, Lagomorpha, Leporidae. The record is from RefSeq and is a predicted model, not a curated record.